CGCGUUCACAACAAAUGGGAACGAGGUACUCGUGAAGCUCCGACUUCGGUGCGUUCAAAACAACUGGGAGCUCGGGAAAAACAUCUGGGAGCUCGGGAAAAACAACUCAGUCUGGGAAAAAUAAUUUUGUACUGUCAUCCAACUCAGAAUUCCAACCUGGGCCUCUUUCUUUUUAUUUGAAUUCCUAUUUUACGAGUUCCCAGUUGUUUUGAACGCGGCAACUGUGCCUUGGCAUUACACUGCCAUGACGUUCAAAACAACCCACUUUUGUCUUUAUCAGUUCGUAAUGUCCGAGAACUUGGUCGUGACAUAAAAUCCUCUUUCGCAAACUAGCUACAAUGCUGCAGCCGGAAUUGAUACAGCUUUUGACAGCGAGUGAUUUGGUUGAUUUACGAAUCGACGCAAUUCCUAAAUUGCAGGCGGGCUUUAGACCGGGGAGUUUCUUCAGUUCGUCCAGAUCACAGGACGGGGAGGCGAAGUUAACGUUCAUUCCACAACAAAUACUGCUCAACAAGGACCACGAGUUGUUUGAGGAUGGGGACAUACAUAGACACCUGUACCUCCAGAACCUCUCUACCUGCCCAGUUUAUGACUCACCUACAGCCAGGCAGUGUGAGUUCAGGUGUUAUAUAUCUGGCUGUAGCCAGGUGUUCAGUACUGUGGAGGACUAUGAGCAUCACUAUAACACACUCCACAGACACGUGUGUUCUUCCUGCCAGAGGUCGCUGCCCUCCGCUCGCCUGCUCGACAUCCACAUCCAGGAGUGGCAUGACUCGCUCUUCAGCAUUCUGGCUGAAAGGCAGGACAUGUACCAGUGUCUAGCGGAGGGGUGUGGUUCGAAGUUCAGAACCAGAGAACAGAGGAAAGACCAUAUGAUCAAGAUCCAUAAGUACCCUUCUGACUUCAUGUUCGACAAGGUGAAGAGGAUCAAGAAUAUCAAAAUAGCGAAGAAUAAUAUGCUGCAGAAAGGCACAAGUAUGGAGGUGUCCAUGAGUGUGAGUGAACCUGAGGGUGUGUGUGAGGUGUUGUCUGACCAACCAGAGGAAGAGGAAUAUAUGGAGAUAAAUCACUCUCUCGAACCAGGUAUCCUGGACCCUGCCAGUAACCCAAUUAACACAGUAGAGCUGUCCACAGAUCAUGAUACUGCCCCAAUCCUCUCUGUCACCAUCCAGCCCACCACAAACCAACAGAGACCACAGCACAACAGAGAGAGACAUUCCUACAGGGUUCCUAGGACGGUGUGUUUCGGCCAGGGUUCUGUCCAAGGGUUCAGAGGUCAUGGCAGGAGGAUUUAGAGAAUCUUUAAAGGUGAUGAGUCUCAGACAGGAUGCGACCCUUGCAUCGGUCUGGUCUGUGUGUUUUAAAAAUAAUACAAUAAAUCAUGUUUGUUUAA
Messenger RNA from Oncorhynchus nerka (sockeye salmon), 1393 nucleotides. It is a transcript of the gene znf511, whose product is annotated as zinc finger protein 511. Bases 339 to 1295 code for a protein of 318 amino acids. The transcript is spliced from 6 exons. The record is from RefSeq and is a predicted model, not a curated record. Lineage: Eukaryota; Metazoa; Chordata; Actinopteri; Salmoniformes; Salmonidae.